AUGGACCAACUCUCAGGACUAGUAUCUAAGCAAUUGAAAAUUGCCGACGAAGCUCUAAAGACACACACAACAUCCAGAGACCAUGUGGACUGGAGUCAACUUAAGAGAACUCCCCAAUUCCUAAAACAGAAGAUGAGGUUCAGCAACAACUCGUUCACGGUCGAUGAAGAAUUCAAUGAGUUAGAGUCAGAUUUAAUUCACUUGGAGAAGAAUCUUAUCAGUUUUGUCAAAUACACCAAAAUCUUUGUGGAAGUGCUGGAACGUCUGAAGGUUCAAGCCGAAAUAGUUGGGAAUACAUUUAAAGAGUUAUUUGAUCCAUAUAAGAGCUUAACUAAGGGAUUACAAAUAGAUACAGAUUCAUUUGAUAGACAGUACUCUUCAUGGCAAGAAAAAGUUGUGUAUGUUGAUGGUUUGAAGGUAUUAGAAGAUCCUGAAAGACAAACUCAUGAUAAGCUCAUUGAAGUUAAAGUAGGAGAAUUGCUCAAGAUCAUUAAGACCAUUUCUAAGAGAUGUAAGCAAAGAUCAGUCGCACUACUUGAUUACGAUUUAGCUUAUAACGAUCAUGAAAAUCUUACGCUAAAACAAAGGGAAGGGGGAGUAGUUCUCACAAUAAAACAAUCACAACAAUUACAUUGCUUGGAGAGGAAGAAAGAUGCCAAUAAGAAGAUAUAUGAUCAAUUAAACGACGAACUCAAGAUCAAGUUACCCUACUUCUUCAAGUUGGUCAAUAAUUUUUUAUAUCAAUGCCAAUUAUCAACUUUAUAUCAUAAAGCUGAGAUGUUUUCCACGUAUGUUGACAUUUUACAAAACAACUCUCAAUUAUUGAAUAUUGACUAUAAGGAAUUGAUCAAUGUAGAUAUUCAGAAAUUAAUUAGAGAUUGUGAAAUAAAAAAUGGGUAUGCAUUAGAUGAAAUAAAUAAGUUAUCAAUCAUAAAUUUUAGAGAAUCCUACCUUUCUGAAUUAACCAGAACUCCCACACCAACACCAAUAAUUUCUACUACUGGAGAUGAUGGGAAGUAUUGUAAAGCCAUAUACAAGUUCGAAGCACAACAAAAGGAUGAUCUCUCAAUUGAACCUGGAGACUUAAUACAAAUUUUAGAUAAGGAUGGAUUAUGGUGGAAGGGUAUCAUGAAUGGGAAAACAGGAGUAUUUCCCAGUAAUUAUGUGAGUGAAUUAUAG
This is a messenger RNA of Scheffersomyces amazonensis, 1179 nucleotides long. RefSeq lists its product as uncharacterized. Gene Ontology annotation, biological process: endocytosis; plasma membrane tubulation; actin cortical patch localization. Gene Ontology annotation, cellular component: actin cortical patch; medial cortex; mating projection tip. Gene Ontology annotation, molecular function: lipid binding; protein binding. Bases 1 to 1179 code for a protein of 392 amino acids. The record is from RefSeq and is a predicted model, not a curated record. Lineage: Eukaryota; Fungi; Ascomycota; Pichiomycetes; Serinales; Debaryomycetaceae. The transcript has a single exon.